Molecule: messenger RNA, 1194 nt
Organism: Carassius auratus (goldfish)
Lineage: Eukaryota; Metazoa; Chordata; Actinopteri; Cypriniformes; Cyprinidae
Product: BTB/POZ domain-containing protein KCTD6-like
Exons: 3
Coding region: 309-1022 (237 amino acids)
Biological process (GO): protein homooligomerization
Molecular function (GO): protein binding
Source: RefSeq, a predicted model, not a curated record
AAUAGAGCUAUUUUGCAGCCUUUACUCAAUCAAACGAGUCUCUUUUGAACAUAAGGCUUUCAAUAUUUACUUCUAUUUUGAAAAAGUAACGAAAAGCCCCUAAACUAUCCCUGUUUAUUUCCCCUAUCCUCCAUAAUCCAGAUGCUAAACGAGAAGAAACAACUGAAGUCCAUCGGACGAGGAGCAGAGACUAAAAUCCCUGAGAUUUAACGUAUUUGCAACGAGUUUGCUGCAGGUGAAGUGUUUCUACCCCAAAAAGGCUGCUGCGAGCGUCAUUCAUUGCAUCAUUGAAAAGGACCAUUGGCCACAUGGAGAAUGGAGACUGGGCACACAUGAUGAUGGAUACGGUUACCCUAAAUGUUGGUGGCCAUUUGUACACCACAUCGCUUUCCACCCUCCAACGUUAUCCGGACUCAAUGUUGGGUGCCAUGUUUCGUGGUGAUUUUCCCACCACACGAGAUGCCCAGGGCAACUAUUUCAUAGAUCGAGAUGGUCCUCUAUUCCGUUACAUCUUGAACUUUUUACGAACCUCGAAACUGACGCUUCCAUGUGACUUCAAAGAAACAGAGCUCCUUCGGAAGGAAGCAGACUUUUAUCAGAUCGAGCCCUUGAUCCAUUGUUUAGGAGACACCAAACCUCUUUAUCCAUUGGACACAUUUGAGCAAGUGGUAGAACUUUCAAGUAUUCGUAAGCUGUCCAAGUACUCAAACCCGGUGGCAGUCAUUAUCACCCAACUCACUAUCACCACCAAAGUUCACGCGCUACUUGAAGGCAUCUCCAACAACUUCACCAGAUGGAAUAAACACAUGAUGGACACCAGAGACUUUCAAGUGUCUUUUACCUUUGGACCAUGUGACUACCACCAAGAGGUUUCCCUUCGGGUGCAUCUGGUGGAGUACAUCUCCAAGCAAGGCUUCACAAUUCGCAACACGCGGGUGCAUCACAUGAGUGAACGUGCCAAUGAGAACACGGUAGAACAUCACUGGACAUUUUGUAGAGUUGCGCAAAAGGUUGAAGACUGAUUGAUGCUGCAGUCAUGUCUGAAUAUAAAAAUAUUUAUUGGUAAAAUUCAAAGAAAUUUGAGCAAUUACGAGUUUAACAAAGAUAUGAGUGAUUUUUAAUAGUUGCAAACUCAUAAUUAAGGUAAUUCUGAAAUUACCUGUACACACCACAUCUCCACUGCAGGUCCGUUUG